This is a messenger RNA of Theileria orientalis strain Shintoku, 729 nucleotides long. RefSeq lists its product as hypothetical. NCBI's taxonomy places the organism in Eukaryota, Apicomplexa, Aconoidasida, Piroplasmida, Theileriidae. The record is from RefSeq and is a predicted model, not a curated record. The transcript is spliced from 3 exons. Bases 1 to 729 code for a protein of 242 amino acids.
AUGUACAAGUUAAAAUUAUUAUACUGCGUCGUCCUUCUGUCGACAAUCAGAGCAUAUUGCUACUCGUUUGACGAUUAUCAAGCGAACACAGCCGCUAUCUUACAUUUAUUGAGCAAGGAAGACUCCAAUAAACACCUCGUGAACACAGUAGUGGACUGUAUGGGAAAAACAUUCACGUCUAAAGGUAAAUCGACAGAUUUCUUAAGAUGUGUCAACGACUUGAUGCACACGGACGAUUUGACAAACACAGACGAUAUUAGAUACAUAAUUGGAAAUUACGCAGCAAGAGCGUCAAAACUGUUAGUCAAAUGCUAUAUUAAGAAGGAUGACCUCACAUACUGCUUGAGAGCGUUCGGAGACUGCCUUCCACUGAUGCUCAGAGGCCUGUUCGGCUACGACGUGCACAAGAGGAACUGCAGGCGUCUGAUUAACCUGCCGAAGUACGACAAGGAGGACGACUACUACAGGGACGAGGAGGAAGAGAUGCUCGACGAGAGUAAAGAGGGAAGGGAAGGAGAGUCGGUAGGAGAAGGCUCAAGGAGCCCAGCAGAGAACUCAGAAGCAGAAGCAGCAUCUCCAGUAGAUACGUCAGAAUUUUCAGCAGCAACAUCAGCUGCAGCAUCGCCUGCAGAGAAAAUGACAACUCAGGGCGAGGGUGACCCGGAAACGAGUCAAGAUAAAGGAAGCGAGUCAGACGAUAGCAUAGAAGUCAUUUCAGACCAAGAGUAG